Messenger RNA from Chlorocebus sabaeus (green monkey), 2193 nucleotides. The record is from RefSeq and is a predicted model, not a curated record. NCBI's taxonomy places the organism in Eukaryota, Metazoa, Chordata, Mammalia, Primates, Cercopithecidae.
AUGGCUCUGAGGCGCGUCCUACCCGCGCUGCGCCCCUACAUUCCCCGCUUCGCCCCACUGUCCACGGCGCCGGCCGUCCGCGAGCAGCCCGCCGCGGGCCCAGGAGUUCUGCCGGGAUGCGGGUCGGCCAAGGCAGCAGCCCACCGGUGCCCGCCGACUUCCGGCAACGCGCAGGAGGCGUACCGCAGCCGGCGAACUUGGGAGCUGGCGCGCAGCCUGCUGGUGCUGCGCUUGUGCGCCUGGCCCGCGCUGCUGGCGCGCCACGAGCAGCUGCUGUAUGUUGCCAGGAAACUUCUAGGGCAGAGGCUAUUCAACAAGCUCAUGAAGAUGACCUCUAUGGGCAUUUGCAGCCGGGCCAAGUGGGCUCUACUCUGGGGAGAGACGCUGAGGCCACCGCCCCACAUGAAGGCCAUGGCGGGUGGUACUGGCCUAACUCGUGAGGCCCAGGAGGAUGGAGGCGCUCUGAGGCAUGGCAAGCGAGUCCCAGCAGUGCUCUGGAGCACAAAGGAGGAGGCUGCAGCCUUAGAGGACCUGGAGGCACAUGAGGAGUCCCUGGCCCAUGUGGGGCAGCCCAGGAGCGGGACAAAUAAGCGAGAUAAGCAAUACCAGGCUCACCGGGCCUUCGGGGACCGCAGGAGUGGCGUCAUCAGUGCCCGCACCUACUUCUAUGCCAACGAGGCCAAGUGCGACAGCCACAUGGAGACAUUCUUGCGCUGCAUCGAAGCCUCAGGUGGGGUGGGCACCGGUGGAAGCACAGGGGCAUGCCAGAAACAGCACCAGAGGCCAAUGGGUGGGGGAAGGAUAAAAUGUGAACGAAUGGGGCUGAUCCAGGCCUUCUCACUUUUCAAGGAAAGUGUUGCAAAGAUGGGCAUCGCAUCCAGGGCUGAGAUUGAGGACUGGUUCACGGCGGAGACCCUGGGAGUGUCUGGCACCGUGGACCUGCUGGACUGGGGCAGCCUCAUCGACAGCAGGACCAAGCUCUCCAAGCACCUGGUGGUCCCCAACGCACAGACAGGACAGCUGGAGCCCCUGCUGUCCCGGUUCACUGAGGAGGAGGAGCUACAGAUGACGAGGAUGCUACAGCGGAUGGAUGUCCUGGCCAAGAAAGCCACAGAGGUGGGCGUGCGGCUGAUGGUGGACGCCGAGCAGACCUACUUCCAGCCGGCCAUUAGCCGCCUGACGCUGGAGAUGCAGCGCAAGUUCAAUGUGGAGAAGCCGCUCAUCUUCAACACGUACCAGUGCUACCUCAAGGAUGCCUAUGACAAUGUGACCCUGGGCGUGGAGCUGGCUCGCCGUGAGUGCUGGUGUUUUGGGGCCAAGCUGGUGCGGGGCGCAUACCUGGCCCAGGAGCGAGCCCGUGCGGCAGAGAUCGGCUAUGAGGACCCCAUCAACCCCACGUACGAGGCCACCAACGCCAUGUACCACAGGUGCCUGGACUACGUGCUGGAGGAGCUGAAGCACAACGCCAAGGCCAAGGUGAUGGUGGCCUCCCACAAUGAGGACACAGUGCGCUUCACACUGCGCAGGAUGGAGGAGCUGUGCCUGCAUCCCGCUGACCACCAGGUGUACUUUGGACAGCUGCUAGGCAUGUGUGACCAGAUCAGCUUCCCACUGGGCCAGGCCGGCUACCCCGUGUACAAGUACGUGCCCUACGGCCCUGUGAUGGAGGUGCUGCCCUACUUGUCCCGCCGCGCCCUGGAGAACAGCAGCCUCAUGAAGGGCGCCCGUCGGGAGCGGCAGCUGCUGUGGCUGGAGCUCUUGCGGCGGCUCCGAACUGGCAACCUCUUCGGUCGCCCUGCCUAGCACCCGCCAGCCCACCCUCGGCCUCCAGGCCCCCCCACCCCCACCCCAGGCUGUCACCACAGUUGUAACCAACCCCAUCCUCACAUAGACUCACCUUUUUUCACUCCACACUUGCAGAGCUGCUGGAGGUGGGGUCAGGUGCCUCCCAGCCCUGCCCAGGGUCUGGGCACUCAGGUGUGGGCCGAACCUGCUACCUGCCUGGGAUAGCUGCAGGGAACGGUUGGGAACUCUCCCCGGAUGUGUGGGCCCAAGGCCCCCACCUCUGUGACCCCCAUGUCCUUGGGCCUAGAGGAUUGUCCGCCUUCUGCCAGGGCCAGCCCACACACCCGAGCCCCUCGGGGAGCAGAGGCGGGGCUGGGGAGGCCCUGCCUGGUCAAUAAACCACUGUUC